CUUCUUUCGAAGCGGUUCAGGCGCUCGCGAUAAGUCUUUAUAUUAUACAUUCUAUAAUAUAUAGCCGAUCCAAACACAAACAGCCCAUUCGAUCCGCGAUAAGCAAGAAAUUCAGAAAACAAAAAACCACACCAAGUGAGAGCCGUCGUCGAGCCGUUAAAAGCAUUUCGGCCAAGUGCACCAACCGCAGAAACGUCGCGUUAGCCAACUAAAUCAGUUACCCAAAAAAAAAAGUGUUUUAUGAAAAACAAUUAUACAAAAAUAUAAAAAAAUUUAAGAAUUUUUUUUAAUCUACAAAAUCAAAGAAACAAUGUCAAAAGCGUUUUGAAUAACAAAACAUUAUGUCGAUUGUCUGCACGCUGGAACAAAAAGUGAACUUUUUCAAAGCGGCUGCAACAACGAAAAAUCUGUUGAUACUCAAAAACAAUACGGAUACCAAUUACAGCAACAACUACAAGCAGGAUAUCCCCAGCAACAACAAAUCCCCCUGCAUCCAACCUCAAGGAGCCAACACCCAGCAGCAACAGCAACUGCAGCAGAAGCUAGCACAGCUGCAUCACUACAGCCAGCAGAAGCUGAGCGGCAGCGACUUUCCCUACGGGCCACGCCCCCACACCGGAGGCAAGGAGGAGACCCUGUUACUGCUAGCGCCGCCGGCCAAACUUUAUCCAGAGGCAGUGGUGGCCACAACGAUGCCUGAGGUCCUAAGCGGCACACCCACAAACAGCCACAACAAAGCCAACAUCGCCAUGAUGAACAACGUCAGGCUGUCCAAUAUAUCGCCGACUCUGUCGAUGAACGGCAGCUCCAAUGAGGCAUCUAAUUUGCAUCCUUUGUCCAUGUACGGAGGAUCCAUCAGUCCGCAGUCCAAUGACAGUGGCAUGUCCGACAGUCUUGGCAAGUUUGUCCCAGGAAGCGGCUAUGGAGAUAGUAUGAUGGGUCAAUCUCCCUCACAAGGCGGCAAUGGACCGCAGUCGGCGUUGACCGCCGCCCAGAAAGAGCUUUUCUCGCAGCGAAAGCAACGUGAAUUUACGCCGGAUAAUAAGAAGGAUGAGAGUUACUGGGAUCGCCGGAGACGCAACAAUGAGGCGGCCAAAAGAAGCCGGGAGAAGAGACGUUACAAUGAUAUGGUUCUGGAACAGCGCGUCAUCGAAUUGACCAAGGAGAACCAUGUGCUAAAGGCCCAACUGGACGCCAUUCGUGACAAGUUCAACAUUUCUGGGGAAAAUCUGGUCAGCGUGGAGAAGAUCCUAGCUUCGUUGCCCACCAGUGAGCAAGUGCUGAGCAACACAAAGAGAGCCAAGAUGAGCGGCAGUGGUGGCUCCUCUUCGGGAUCCUCGCCCUCAGGCAGUGGAUCGGGUGAAGGAUCACCAUCCGGUGGCCACAAUGGCUAUCCGGUGGGUCCACCACUAUCACCUUUGAUCUACGGACCCAAUGGCAAUGCCCGGCCAGAGGCCACAGUGAAGAGUGUCCACCAUGUCCAACAUGCGGGUGUUCCGCCACCUCAAACGCACCUGCAUCAAUUGGUUGUGCCCCAGCCUCAGUCGCAGCAUGUCUACCAGCCACAACCGCAGCAGCAUCAGCCGCAUCAGCAGCAAGUACCCCAGCCUCCACAGCAACAGCAGGAGCCAAGUCCCAGUGCCGGCUCCAGUUCGCCAGCCAUCUCCGAUCCGCACAACCGCCCGCCCAGCAGCACAAUUGCCAAUCUCCAAGUGCAACUGCAGCAGGCAUUGAACCGGAAUGUCAGACCGGAGGAUCUGGAUAGUCUGCGCAAGGCUGUGGCUGCCGGAGCUCUUUACAAUGCAGCAGCUGUUGUGGGAGCACCACCUCCACCACCUCCUGCUGGCUUAUAUGUUCCUGCACCCAGCGCUUAUAAGGAUCAUCUGGAAGCAGCUGCCGCCUGGAGCCACAAUGUCGAGGCGGCGGUGAGCAGCAGUGCCGUGGACGCGGUCAGCAGCUCAUCGGUGUCCGCCAGUGCGGCCAGUGUACUGAAUCUGUCACGGAGGGCCUGCUCACCCAGCUACGAGCACAUGCUCUCCUCUACCACCUCCUCCACUUUGUCCUCUGCCUCAUCAUCGGGAGCUGUUUCCGGCGACGAUGAGCAGGAGCAUGAACCAGCGCACUUGGCUCCACUGCAGCUCCAGAGGAGUAGCCCGCAGCAAGGCAGCGAUGCCAACAACUGUUUGCCUCUCAAGCUGCGCCACAAAUCCCAUCUUGGCGACAAGGAUGCAGCGGCCACUGCACUGCUCUCCCUCCAGCACAUCAAGCAGGAACCCAACUGCAACCGUGCUUCGCCGCCAGCUUGGAACGAUGGUGGUGACAACUCCAGCGACGAAAGGGACUCCGGCAUCUCCAUUGCCAGUGCCGAGUGGACGGCGCAGCUGCAAAGGAAGCUCCUAGCGCCCAAAGAGGUCAAUGUGGUGUCCAGUGCCGAGCGAGAUCAGAUGCUUAAGUCGCAGCUAGAGCGUCUGGAGUCCGAGGUGGCCAGCAUUAAGAUGAUCCUGGCGGAGUAAGCAAGAGGAUAAUGAUUAUAGCAGAAGCCGGAUCAGGAGAGAGAGCGAAGAGACAGAGACUCUGAAGGGAUCAGAGUCGGGGGAGCAGAGCAGUAGAUGGCAGAGCAGAGAGUUCCAUGGCGCCAGUAGUUCUCCAGAUCGAAAAAGUUUUAAGCAUAACCAGUAGAGAUGUCCAAACCACAGUGUUAACUAUUAGAUAUCGAUGCAUGCUUGUCUCUAUCUCUAUGUAUAACUCUAGGAUCAGGUUUUAGCCAUAAGAUCCUAUGGCUCUAACCUGGUCAAUACGUAUCUAUCCACUGUAUUUGAGUCUUGUAAUCGUGAAUGUUUUAACUAUAUAGAUCUCGUCAAACUUGGAGCUAAACAAAUCCUUAGGGUCAGCCCAAAUGAAUUUCUUAUUUAAUCUGUUUAUACACACACACUCACACACACAAGCUAUUUGUUUGCAUAGUUUAGUUGGUGACCUUAGAUAUCUUAGGGGUCACCAUUUAAGCUAUUGCUCUCUUAUGUAUCCCAAGUUUCCUUAUGCACAGCGAAAGUGGAGAAAGUUAAAAAUAUUAUAUUUGUAGGCAAACGUUACCAAGUAUUUGCUGUUGUAAAUAUUACACAAUUAAUUAUAUUUACUAUUAUAUAUUCUAUAUAUUCCUAUUGUGUACAUAAUUUUAGUUGCAAGCUUAGCUUAUUUUAUUUUAUUUUAUUUUAUAUAUAAUAUUAUAUAGUGAAACAAGCAUAUACAUUACGAUUUAGGAACGCGUGAAGCACAUUCGAAACGUGAGUGACGAAGGAAAUCUGAAAAGAACUAAUGAAUAUAUAUGUAUAUUCUGCAAUAAAUAAUUUUAAAUAUCUAAACUUAAUGUUUGUCGUUCUCAAUUUAUUUAUUGUUUGCUGCUUUGGUUGCCCGUGUGGGUCACAGCGCUUUAACUAAAUGUUAUCAAAGUUUAAGAAACUUUAAAAAUUAAAAAAGAAAUACAACAAAAAAA
Messenger RNA from Drosophila eugracilis, 3490 nucleotides. RefSeq lists its product as uncharacterized. The record is from RefSeq and is a predicted model, not a curated record. The transcript is spliced from 3 exons. Gene Ontology annotation, biological process: circadian rhythm; regulation of DNA-templated transcription. Gene Ontology annotation, cellular component: nucleus. The coding region runs from base 342 to 2513 and encodes 723 amino acids. Gene Ontology annotation, molecular function: DNA-binding transcription factor activity; DNA binding. Lineage: Eukaryota; Metazoa; Arthropoda; Insecta; Diptera; Drosophilidae.